CGGGCGUGCCCGCCCCUGGCAAACAGCAGUGCGCUCGGUCCCCAAGCAAACACUGCGCGUAGACGCAUGCACAGACAGCGGUGUAGUGCAUUGGUGGCUGGUAGGUGCGUGCUGCACAGGUUAUGCAGGCUGCUUCUGCCAGCUGCAGACUCCGACCAGGGCCCUGUACAUCCGCCGACUUGGGCAAUUCGGCUAUUAUCCAGCACACCGGCGCUGAGACCAAACUCGCUAUGUUGUGAUCAAUUCGUAAUAUCCAACAAAAAAUAAAUGUAAAAUAUAAAGAUAAAUAACAAACCUAAAUUUAACAAAUUGA
This is a messenger RNA of Ascoidea rubescens DSM 1968, 313 nucleotides long. RefSeq lists its product as uncharacterized. The transcript has a single exon. Lineage: Eukaryota; Fungi; Ascomycota; Saccharomycetes; Ascoideales; Ascoideaceae. The record is from RefSeq and is a predicted model, not a curated record. The coding region runs from base 67 to 267 and encodes 66 amino acids.